AAAUAAAAGAGAAAUGAGCAAUGACGCUCCCAUCCGUUAUACAAGAUCUGGGCUUCCCUCCUUGUCUUAUAAAUUUGAAUUUCAAAGUCCACUCCUUCUCCUCUCUCCCUUGAGACGCUUCAAUUCUAGGUUUUACUCAGAAGAAAGACGCAGAAACCAACCAUGGACAAGUAUGAGAAGCUCGAGAAGGUGGGGGAAGGCACCUACGGCAAGGUCUACAAGGCUAAGGACAAAACCACUGGCCAACUCGUCGCUCUCAAGAAGACCAGACUUGAGAUGGACGAGGAAGGCAUUCCUCCCACCGCUCUCCGCGAGGUCUCCUUGCUUCAGAUGCUCUCUCAAUCUCUCUACGUCGUUCGUCUCCUCUCCGUAGAGUAUGUCGACGCUAAUGCCUCCGCUGCCGCCGAUGAUGAUAAGGAUAAUUCCAUUUCUAAGUCUAAUCUCUACUUGGUCUUCGAGUACCUCGACACCGAUCUCAAGAAGUUUAUAGAUUCUCACCGCAAAUGCGCUAAUCCUAGGCCUCUUUCUCCUGGUAUUAUUCAGAGCUUUCUCUUUCAGCUCUGUAAGGGCGUUGCCCAUUGUCAUAGCCAUGGUGUCCUCCAUCGUGAUCUCAAGCCCCAGAACCUUCUGAUAGAUCAGGAUAAGGGUGUUCUCAAGAUCGCUGACCUUGGCCUUGGCCGUGCUUUCACCGUCCCUCUCAAAAGCUACACCCACGAGAUUGUUACUCUCUGGUAUCGGGCUCCCGAGGUCUUGCUCGGUUCCACUCAUUACUCUACCGCUGUAGAUAUGUGGUCCGUUGGUUGCAUAUUCGCUGAAAUGGUCAGAAGGCAAGCUCUGUUUCCUGGUGACUCUGAGUUUCAACAGUUGCUUCAUGUUUUCAGAUUGUUGGGAACGCCAACUGAAAAGCAAUGGCCAGGAGUAACUUCUCUGCGUGAUUGGCAUGUCUAUCCACAAUGGGAGCCCCAAAACCUGGCGCGCGCUGUUCCGUCACUGGGACCUGAGGGUGUUGACCUUCUAUCGAAGAUGCUUAAAUAUGAUCCAGCUGAAAGGAUAUCAGCCAAAGUGGCUAUGGAUCAUCCCUAUUUUGACAAUCUUGACAAGUCUCAAUUUUAAAGUUGCUGCCUGGAAGUUGUACCUUUCUUCUUGGGUGUGUUUUAGGAAUGUGCUUCUAUGUAGUGAAGAAUUGCUCAAAAGAUGCUUUGGUUCAUCAUCUUGGUGAUUUAACAGCUGAACUUUAUCAUAUGAAACAUGUACUUGUACGUUGAAAUCUAUGUUCAAGUGCCUUACUCGAUCUCUAAACUCUUAGAUGCCAGCCGAUGAAAUUGAAGUUCUGGUUUAUUGUAUUUAAAAUUGUUUGAUUUGGUGGAAAAGUGGUUGAAAUGUAUUCUAUAGGAUCUGUUACGUGGACUCUGCUGCUGCACUUGGAGGAGAUUUCAAUUAUUACUUGUUCAAUGAGGGCCACAUACCUACACAUUGUAAUGAGAAAUUUGGUUUUUGGUUCUGUUGACUCUUAUCAUCAUUUGCAUAUGAUAAAGUUCAUAUGAUUAAUUGAGUUGUGAAUUUAACUGGAUUUGCUUA
Messenger RNA from Hevea brasiliensis (rubber tree), 1578 nucleotides. Its product is annotated as cyclin-dependent kinase B1-2. Gene Ontology annotation, molecular function: cyclin binding; ATP binding; cyclin-dependent protein serine/threonine kinase activity. The transcript is spliced from 4 exons. The record is from RefSeq and is a predicted model, not a curated record. Gene Ontology annotation, cellular component: cytoplasm; cyclin-dependent protein kinase holoenzyme complex; nucleus. NCBI's taxonomy places the organism in Eukaryota, Viridiplantae, Streptophyta, Magnoliopsida, Malpighiales, Euphorbiaceae. The coding region runs from base 163 to 1113 and encodes 316 amino acids. Gene Ontology annotation, biological process: signal transduction; regulation of gene expression; G1/S transition of mitotic cell cycle.